Podarcis lilfordi (Lilford's wall lizard) is the source of this 2337-nucleotide messenger RNA. The record is from the annotation of a GenBank genome assembly. Lineage: Eukaryota; Metazoa; Chordata; Lepidosauria; Squamata; Lacertidae.
AUGUGUGACUUCCCUACCUGCAAUCUGUUUCAGGAUGCCAACAGCUCAGGGUCCUCAGCCAUCCCUGCUAUUGUGACUGACGCGCUCGCUAAUGGAGACCAACGAACGCCGUUAGAGACCAGAAGGCAGCUAGAAGCCGCCAGCAGCCCUCUGCCAUUAGACGCAGUUGCCAAAGAGGAGAAGGAUGAGCACAGAGAGGAGAAGGACGGCCAAGGAGCCAAGGAGCAGGAGCAGAAGAACGCCAAGCAGACCCAGGGAGCCAAUAGCGAAAUGGAGAAGAUGCGCUUAGACUUUGAGCUGACCCUUCUGAAGCGCCAGCACGAGGAGAACGACAAGCAGCGGCAACACGAGGAGAAGAUGGAGAACAUACGCCAGCACUUGCCAUGCAGAACACCUGGCCAAGGGGACGAGGAGCAGCUGGGGAGCAAGUUGGACCCCAUCACGGAAAUUGAGCUGGAGAAGAUGCGCAUGGAAUUUGAGCUGGCCAAGCUGAAGCAAAUCUCCGAGGAGAAUGAGCGGCAGCGGCAGCACGAGCGGAAAAUGUACGAGGACAAGGAGAAGCAGCGGCAGCACGAGGAAACCAUGGAGAAGCUGCGCCUGCGGCAAGGAAAUAUCCGAGUGCUGGGCCCGAAGGCGACGGGGAGCAAGGCAGAAGCCGCAGCCGAGUCGUUUUCUGAGACCUUUGGUGAGGUGGGGAAGAUGAGGAUAGAGCUGCAGCUGGCCAUGGAAGUCUACUUGCCAGAUGUGACUGAAAAGAAGCCCCACUCUGAGCCUAGUGGGCAACAGGAAGGCCCGAAGCCUGAACAGCCGCUGGAGAAGAUCCUGGAGGCAGGAAGGCCGCCAGUGCCACCGGAACAGAAGACUGAAGAGGUGACUGAGCACCUGGGUCUGCAGGUGCCCCGCAUUGUGGUGAGUGGAGCAGAGUCGGAGUGGUCAAGCAGCAGAUUGGACUUAGCCAUCGAGACCGAGCUGGAAAAGAGGAGGAUGGAGUUUGAGCUGACGAGGCUCAAAUACGAGCACGAAGAGAACGAGAGGCAGCGGCAGCAUGAGGAGAAGAUGGAGCAGCUGCGUCAGCAGCAGGCGCCACCCAAGGAGGUAAAGGGGAUACCGGGAGGGAAGAAGGGAGGUUGUGGUCAUACCGGGUGGCAAGCCUUUUUCUAGCUCUCUUGUACGCAGAGACCCUUUUGCCUCUUGCCUGCUCUUGUGGGGAGGACUGUAAAAUCCAAAUAAUGUCCUUUGACAAAUACAGGCUCCUCCAGAUGGAUGCUUUAUUGCAGGCGGAUUCCACAACAAGUUAUUGACACAGUGGCAGCUCCCAAGUGAUGGGUUUUAUCCUGCUCUAGUUUGUUUUCUGAUAUUCCCACAAUGCUGCCACUUUAUUUCAGUCUGGAGGGACUAUAGCAUGACAAAAGCCAGACAGAAAUAAAGCAGAACGCUUGCGCUAUAUAAAAAAGUUACGGGACGUGAGCAGGAAGCUGAGGGAUCGGCACUAAUUUGAAAUGAACCAAUGCGACUGCUUGGAAAUUUUUGUAGACGCAAACAGUAUUGAAAGCAGGGUCUGUGUGACCAUCCCAAUAGCAUCAUGAGCACAAAUCAUCACGAAUGUGCAAUAAAAAAAAGACAUCUGGAUGGGUCUCCGGUUAACGCAGCCUUUUCCUCUGGUUUUUACUAUAAUUUGACCUGUAUUUUAUGGCAUUGCUUUUAAAUUUUAAAGAUGUACGCUGCCCUCAGACCUUAUUGGCAAAUGGUAGUAUAUAGUACUGAUUUUAAAAAUUAACUAUAAUCCCACACACACCACAGAAAUGAGAGAAAAUGGGAAGAUGAGAUAAUGAGUGUUGAAGGUAGUUUGAUGGUACUGCCUUCCAAGUUUACAUUUUUCUGUUCCGGGGUAGUUGGGCAACAUUUGGAGGAACCCGGGUUCCUACCCUGCUGUAGGGCUUAUGUUAAAACAUCAAAUACACCAUCAGAUACCUGUGAUCUUAUCAGCACAGGAGUCAUCAUUUUAUGGGUGACAUUCCACUGGGGCUCCUGAAUGUUUCUAGGCUUAUUGCUAUUUCACUGCUGGUCACUGGCCUUGGGCACUGGUGGGUUUAACCCUUGAAUGGAAAUUUGAAAGGGACUAGGUUUGACUCUCUGUCUUCCGAAUCCUGUUCAUGCAACUCUUUUUCUUUCUUCCACAGUCUGAAUGAGGAACCUGUGCCCUGUCUAUUGGCUUCCUUCCUUCCAUAGGCUGGGCUAUCAGCGAAUACACACAGAAUGUCUCUCCCUUAUAACUUUGAACCUCUGCUCUGCAUUGCCUGUAGUAUAUUAUACUUUGAUAAAACACGCUAGACUCUC